AUGCGACCAACCCUCCUCCCGCUCCUCCUCCUCGCCCGCCAUAUCUCCGCCCAACCCCCCUUCUUCAACAUAACCAUCCCCCCCAUGCUCCGCUUCCAAUGCUCCCAACUCGUCGUCGAGCGCCUCGACCCCCUCGUCACCCCCUCCCUAAUCCCCUCCCCCCACCUCCACCAAAUCGUCGGCGGAAACUCCUUCACAGCCUCCAUGCCCCCCUCGCACGACCUCGUCACCGCCUCCACAUGCACAAGCUGCACUUUCUCAGAAGACUUCUCAAACUACUGGACCGCCGUCUUGUACUUCCGCGCUCGCAAUGGCACGUAUAAAAGGGUGCCGCAGUCUGUUAGUGAGGGGCUGAAGGGCGCGGCGGGGAUAACGGUGUAUUAUACACCUGAUACGAAGAAUCAGACUGGUGUUACGGCUUUUAGACCGGGGUUUCGCAUGUUGGUUGGGGAUGCGACGGCGACGGAGAAAUCGGAGGCACGGAAAGUGUAUGCUGGAGACGGGUGA
Messenger RNA from Alternaria arbusti, 507 nucleotides. RefSeq lists its product as uncharacterized. The record is from RefSeq and is a predicted model, not a curated record. NCBI's taxonomy places the organism in Eukaryota, Fungi, Ascomycota, Dothideomycetes, Pleosporales, Pleosporaceae. The coding region runs from base 1 to 507 and encodes 168 amino acids. The transcript is spliced from 2 exons.